UUCUGGAACUACGCUCUUGUUGAAAGGCAACUCGCAGUGAAGACUGUGACCCUCAGGAAGAUGAUCAAACCGUUCGAGGCUUAUUCCGUAGUGUGGACCUGCCUCCAAACUACUAGCCUCCAACACACACCCACCUAUUACACGUCGCCUUUAGGUCAAAGGUCGUUCCCUUCCGCGGGUAUCGCGCGGGAAAUUUUAACCCCAUAAACACCUGGGCACUAAAAAAGAAGAGCAGGCCCUUGGAAAAAGAGAGAGAUGAGCAAGGCUAAAGAAGCAGCAGCUCCUGCUAAGAUACUGCAGUAUAUGCUGGACCAAAACAGACCAUACAGUGCAGGAGACGUAUUCAACAAUCUUCACAAGGAAUUUGGAAAAACGUGUGUUCAGAGGUGUCUGGAUCAGUUAGUGACUGAGGGUAAACUGGUGGAGAAAACAUACGGAAAGCAGAAAACCUAUGUCAUUAACCAGUCUCAAUUUCCUGAUGUUGAUGGAAGUGAGUUGAAUGCCCUCGACAAAGAGAUAGCUGAGGUGCAGAAACAGCUGCAGGAGUCCCAGUCACACUGCCAGCGUCUCAACUCAGAGUUGUCUGCUUUGAACAGCUCCCUGACCGCAGAGCAGGCCAGCAACCAGCUUAGAGAGCUGGAGAAAGAGACAGGAGAAAUGAACAAGCAGCUCACAAAACUGAAGUCAGGUGACCGGGUGAGCCCUGAGGAGUGUAAGAAAGUCACCAAGGCCCACACGGAGGCUGUCAGACACUGGAGGAAGAGAAAGAGAAUGACUACUGACAUUGUCAAUGCAAUACUGGAGGGCUACCCAAAGUCCAAGAAACAGCUCUUUGAGGAGGUUGGCAUAGAGACGGACGAGGACUACGGUGUGUCAGUACCAUCAUAGACUCACUCACUAUUGUAUGUUCCUCACACACCGGCUAUAGCCUUACCUCCAUUACUCUUUCACUUCUCUGUGUCAUAUACAGUUUUGUGUAUAUAUGUGUCAACAAUUUAGUCGCACGGCAAAAGCCAUGUUAUUUUGCCUGUGUGUAUGUAAAGGGGCUACAGUUUCCAGUAAAACAUG
This is a messenger RNA of Geodia barretti, 1068 nucleotides long. The record is from the annotation of a GenBank genome assembly. NCBI's taxonomy places the organism in Eukaryota, Metazoa, Porifera, Demospongiae, Tetractinellida, Geodiidae.